AUGACAUUCACCACUGAAUAUUAUGAAGCAGUAGACCUCCACGUUCGAUGGUCUGACACGCAAGAUUUGGUAUUGCGUAUUUCUCCUCAUGAAACAAUAGCUGAUAUCAAGCAAAAGAUUCAGCAGUCGUCCGCCGUAAUACGAAAUAAGUAUAUUCGCUUGAUUCAUAACGGUCGAAUCCUUCAUGACAACACCACUUUGUCCGACCACAAUAUUGGAAAAUUCAGACUCAAAGAUGCCAAGGUUCAGCAAACGUCACCUCUGCCUGUGUAUAUUCAUUGCUCAGUAUCCGAAUAUGUGCCAGAGAAAAGAAUUCCUGUCAAAGCCAAGACUUCGGCUUUGACAUCGUCCAGAGGAUUUGACCGUUUACGAGACUCGGGCUUUUCCGAUCAAGAUAUUCAAUUGAUCCGCACACAGUUUCAUCGACUUCAAGGAACGCUUCGUACACAAAAUACACGGGAUCAAGCCCAAUAUCUGGAAGAACAAUGGAUGGAGCAUUCCGAAACCGCAUUAUCCGAUGAAAGUGAGUGA
Messenger RNA from Radiomyces spectabilis, 531 nucleotides. RefSeq lists its product as uncharacterized. Gene Ontology annotation, biological process: protein processing. Bases 1 to 531 code for a protein of 176 amino acids. Gene Ontology annotation, molecular function: protein binding. The transcript has 4 exons. Gene Ontology annotation, cellular component: Dsc E3 ubiquitin ligase complex; endoplasmic reticulum. The record is from RefSeq and is a predicted model, not a curated record. Lineage: Eukaryota; Fungi; Mucoromycota; Mucoromycetes; Mucorales; Radiomycetaceae.